UAGAAAAGAAAAAAAAAAUGUUUUUUUUUGUGUAAUUUCAAAACACCCGUUGCCGGUUGUAGUAGACAAAAACGUUUUUCUGUGUGGGGUUUUCCCAAGAAAAAUUACCAAGCAAAAAAAUGAAAACUUGGCAAAUGUGCCAAAAUAAAAUCAAACCACAUUCACACCACCAGUAGCAGCAGUGGCAGCAGCAGCAGCAGAAGAGUGAAAAGUGAGCAAAUUUUAUGAAAAUAAAAAGUGUGACCAAAUGACAUUAAACGCGUGGUAGUUGUAGACAGUUUUAUUUGAUUAAUUGAACCACCCACAUAUGGUGUGGAAAAAAAGAAAUAUGAAGUGAUUGUUUUUUUUAAAAAAAAGAAAAGAAAAAAAUUCAAACCAUGUCUUCCUCUCUGAAAAUCAGUAACCCCAAUUUAAGCAUUCCCACGAUGAAAUCUUUUAAAAUGUUCCAUGAUCUACACCCCAAUGCACCCUCUACCCCACCCUACACACCAGGUUUAGCUGGUGGCGGUAUCAACAUUGAGCCAUCAACAGCGGUGGAGGAGGAAGAGCACGACACUAAUUACAGGCCACUGAAAUCGGCCAACUCUCCAGGCAACAAUGGCCACAUCACCAGCAUAACUGCUGCUGUGGGCUCUUGCAAUUUAAUGUCACCCCCUCACACAUUGAAUGGCUCUCGUGGACAGGGGGAGCAUUUUCGUGCUUCCAUGUGCAAUCUGAAAGCUUUAAGCAAUGCCUGCAAUUAUGGCGAUUUUGCUUCGGCUGAUGUGCAUUUUCCCGACUUUUCACAACUGACAUUUGGCAAUGCGGAGACUCCCACCUCAAUUUAUGGCAGUGGUGGCGAUAUGCAUUUUGGUGCAACACAAGCCAACAAUGCUGAGGAUAAUAUGAUGAGGGGUUUCGAGGAUGAAAAAUGUGUCAAUAUGUCUCAAUACUCCCAGCAGCAGCAGCCACUACAACAGCAGCAGACUUUGGGCAAUAGGGAGGAUGUUUUCCGUUUUGAGCCUGAGGAUAUAGCCCGUUUAACGGAGACUUGCCAAUUCGAGGAAGGCCCCCAUGAGGCUAACUCUCUGAUGAUGAUGCCUCAUACCCCUUACACCCCACAGACCCCUUAUACACCUUAUGCUGCCAGCUAUAUGCCCUUUACCCCCAGCAGCCAGCAACAAAACCAACAACAAACACAACAAGCCAAUGAUUACCAAUUUUGUGCCACUUCAACUUCUUAUGCUCAACAGCAGGCGGAGUGUGCUACACAAUUAGCCACAACUGUUAUGCAGGAUUUUCCCAGUGUGGGCUAUAAUCUAGAUAUAGAGUACUACAAUUAUGAUGAUAUCAAUUGUCAAUCGAAGGAACAAUCUCCCUGUUCCUCUCCUCCUUUGGAUCCUUGGAUGUCCUUGAAUUUAAAUGAAGCUCCCACCCGCAGCCAGGAUUCGCCCAAAAUAAUGAAUACCAGCUAUGAGUAUAUGCCUCAGCAGCAUAGCUAUGAGCCCAGCAUUAAACAGGAGGCAGCAGGUAAAUUGCCCUCCAUGAUGUCCACUUUUGGCACCCCCAAAUAUGAGCCGCUCAACAGUUUCGCCUACAAUGACUAUGACAAUCAUUCUCAAUCGCUGCCACAGCAGAGAGGGCAUGUCUACAGUCCUCCCUCGCACAACGAAUCUGUGACCGAUACUCACUAUAACCCAAAUUUGAAUAACUUCAAUGCCAUGGCUGAGGAUUUUGAAAAUUGCAAUAUGCUGAAUUUGGAGAAACCCAAUAGGGAUCACAAGGUCAUCUGGACCAUAGAUGAGUUGGAUGAAUUCAAUGACUUCAAUGCGGUGGGCCAAAUGCAAGCCAAUUCCCUCAACCUGAAUCACUGUCAAUUUCAUCAACAGCCCAAUGAGGAUGAAGAUGAGGAGGAUAUUGAGGAUUAUGGCGAGCUAUUGGAAAAUGAGGAAGAGGUUUUCCUUAUGCCCGAGGAUAAAGACAAUGAUGAGGUUUUCCUUGUGGAGAAACCCAAGCAUGUGAAAAAUCGCCGAAAACGGCAUGCAGCCCAGAUAGAAAUAUCUCAAGACAUAGUGCCCUCCUUGGAGGAUUUUCCCACAGGACCCAUGGUCUGCCUAUGGACUGAUUGCAAUGAGGAAUUUCCCAAUCAAACUGAGUUUGUCUGUCACAUAGAAAAGAAACAUGUGGAUGUGAAGAGGGGUGAAGACUUCUCCUGCUUUUGGGUGGAUUGUCCUAGACGCUAUAAGCCCUUCAAUGCCCGCUAUAAGCUUUUAAUACACAUGCGAGUGCAUAGUGGUGAAAAACCCAAUAAAUGUCCGUUUCCCAGCUGUAAUAAGGCCUUCUCUCGUUUGGAAAAUUUAAAAAUUCAUCAACGUUCCCAUACUGGAGAACGUCCCUACGGCUGCCAAUAUAAAGGAUGUUUGAAAGCCUUCAGCAAUAGUUCGGAUCGAGCAAAGCAUCAAAGGACUCAUUAUGAUACGAAACCCUAUGCCUGCCAAUCGCCUGGAUGCACAAAACGUUACACCGAUCCCUCCAGUCUGCGUAAACAUGUCAAAAAUCAUGACCUACGCAAUGCCAAUGGGCAUUUGGGACGACGAAAAUCAUCAUCGAAUGCAGCCACAAAUGGUCAGGGUGGCUCUAAGAAAGGUAACGCAGGCAAAACUCGUCGUCACUCCGAAUCAUCAUUGUUGCAGGCCAAAGGUGGCAACGGCGGUCUCGGCAAGAAUAAAAUGUCACAACAAUCAUUAACACCAUCAUCAGCCUCAUCCGCCACAACAUUGACAAAGUCAGCAAUGCUGAUGGCUAAUAUCAAUAGACCAGCCUUGCCUCUGAGCAUAGGAGUGGGCGAUGGCAAUGGCUGUGGCCAGCAACAAAAGCCAAGAAGCAUUAACUGCAGUGAAAUAUCAUCCCUGCUAAUGGUCAAUAACAAUUAUGAGAAUAAACAAAAUGUUGUUGGCAUGUACCAGCAACGGCAACAGCAGCAACAAAGCUCUGUGGCCCCAACGCAAUUACCAUUGGCCACAUCGGCAGCUAAUCGCAAUUCAAUGAACUUUAAUGAGUUGUCCAAUUGCAUUGUUACCAUUGAGCAACAUAACAAUCAUGAUGCUGUUGCUGCUGCUGCUGCUGCAGCAUCCUCCAAUAUCAUCGAUGUGGAUGUGAAUGUAAAUGUUUCGGGCAUCAUCACCACCACCACAUAUAAUGUAGUGGGUUCCUCGUUGUCGUUGGGGACGGAACGCCGCAAUAGCAGUGACAGUGUGAUUAGCAACAGCAGCAAUGGCAGCCAUACAAGUAUCAAUCACAUGAAUGAUUUUCAGCAAAUGUUGAUGUUGCAGCAAGCAACUUCAACGACGCCCAUGGGCAAUGAACACCACCACCAGCAACAGCAGCAGCAACAACAACAAGCAAAUGUGGUUGUCAGUGGUGAGACUGCUACUCCUACUGCAUCACAAACCUUAACAUGUGAUAUGUCACAGGCCAACAAUUGUGGCAGCAGCCGCAGCAACAACAGAAACAAUGUCAUUACCACAAAUUCGAUUAGUGUUUUAGGUCGCAGCAGCAAUGGUGAGGCAGCCAGAGCUACUCCAAACUCCAAUGCUGCCGUUGAUGAUGAGUCCAGUGAAUUUGUCUCAUUCGAGUAUGUUAAAAAGCUGCUUUCCGAAACAUUCGAUUGCAUGGAUGAGGACAAUAAUUGUGAACACCAUGCCAAUGGAACAAACUCCAACAACUCCGGCUCCAAGAUGGGCAAAACAUCAACAAAUGUUGCCACAUCAUUAACAACAGCUGGUGGCAGUGGUGGUUGUGUUGUUAUUGGUGAUGUUACUACACCAGUGGCCACCAUUGGGGCCAGUAUUGUUGUCAUUAGUGCGGAUAAACCAAAGCCCACAACAAUUACAACAGCAUCAACAUCAGCUACGGCCGCUGUAGCGGCAACAGUCAAUGAAAUUGCUUCCACUAAUGUCAGCAAUGAGCAUUUACAUAAUGAGUCGUCGUCGUCGUCGUCGUCGUCCUCAUCAACGUUGUCCACCGUUGAGGAUGAUGAUGAGGAAUUUGCCAAACACUUUGAUAUGGAAUAUUUGCAAAGUUUUAUGUAAAUUAUUCAGUAAAAAAGCGUCACGUUUCCAAAAAAGCCCAACCAAAUUAUAAUGUAAAUAUUUUGCCAAAAUUAUAUUUUAAGAAAAGUAAUAUCAACUAGGAUUAAGGAAUAUUUUGGACAAAAAAAAAAAAAACCAAAGACAACAGCAAACAUCCAAAGACCUUAAGGUAUUUUAUAGAGAGAUAGUUCGAAACAAAAGUAAAAACUGGA
Messenger RNA from Stomoxys calcitrans (stable fly), 4282 nucleotides. RefSeq lists its product as uncharacterized. The record is from RefSeq and is a predicted model, not a curated record. Gene Ontology annotation, biological process: regulation of transcription by RNA polymerase II. Gene Ontology annotation, cellular component: nucleus. Gene Ontology annotation, molecular function: RNA polymerase II cis-regulatory region sequence-specific DNA binding; DNA-binding transcription factor activity, RNA polymerase II-specific. The transcript has 3 exons. Lineage: Eukaryota; Metazoa; Arthropoda; Insecta; Diptera; Muscidae. Bases 378 to 4070 code for a protein of 1230 amino acids.